Messenger RNA from Medicago truncatula (barrel medic), 1023 nucleotides. RefSeq lists its product as uncharacterized. The transcript has 2 exons. The coding region runs from base 153 to 479 and encodes 108 amino acids. NCBI's taxonomy places the organism in Eukaryota, Viridiplantae, Streptophyta, Magnoliopsida, Fabales, Fabaceae. The record is from RefSeq and is a predicted model, not a curated record.
AUUGAUUGAACGCUGAUUGGUUGAUCUUUCUAACUAACCACAUUCGUUUCUGGCUUUGAAAAAGUCGCCAUAGUCAUCGUUUUGAUUUUAGAGAGAGAAAAUCAUCAGAGAGAGUUUAUGCUUAGAGAGAGAGAGGUACCAGGAGCAAUACAAUGAUAACGCGAUCGAAUCUUGCAGAACAGCUGCGAGAUUAUCAGAUUCGAUCCAAACAUGACUGGGCCUCUGUCUCCUUCUUCUCUUCCACUUCUUCCAAUAUCACCAACACUUCCAAGGUGGAUGUGGUGGUCUUUGUAAUAUGGGAACUUGUUAUAUUAGCUUUCCUGGUUUUUUCUGUUGUUUCUUUGUACUUUAAGCACAUCCAGCUUGCUUUUAUAUUAGUCUGCAUCACAGUGCUUUUGCUUUUAUGCAUGAAAAUUACAAAGCAAGUAAGACUGGCAAGGAAGAAGAAACGAAGGAUGCUUCUUCCAUUGUCAAUGUAAAGUGGUAUCAACUAUCAAAGAUUGAUCUUGGGUCUAUUUCCUUUUCUCUCACCACCUUUUUUACUGGAAUUGGAUCUCGGCCAUUCAUGAGCAUUUACAUUGAUCCGGCUUCUCAUUCGUCAUUGAAUCAUGUUACUUCUGAUUCUUCCUAUCGCAAGUUGACUAGAGAAUAGAAAGGAUGCUUUUACAUCCAAACAAGCAUAUCCAGUUGGAGGUGGUGUAACUUAGAUGUGCCAGGUUCUUGUAACGUAUAUCUAUAUAUUUUGCAUUUCUUUUUUGUUUGUGUUGAUGUAUAUGUAGUACAACUGAUGCAAGUUACUAUGAAGUUUUUGACCCUUUGCAAACUUAUAUGUUGUAAGUUCGAAUACUACCAGGCGAACUCUUGUGUAAAGACAGCAUAGAAGCAAGUAGUUUUAGCUGUGUGAUAUUAUGCAGAAGGUGCUUAAUUUUUGGCACAUUCCACAUAUUAACUUUGUUGUAUUACCACACAUUUAACAUGAAAUUGUCUUAUGAUUCAUCAAUGAUAUGGGAAAUUAAAUUGGUA